AUGCAAGAAGCAAAUCGGUUGAGGAGAGUGAUGGGAGAGGGAAUGGAACCAGCAAUUGGUUGCUGGCAGAUGAUUCCAGGGGCUAAUGUUUCGAGGACUUUAGCGAGGACGGGUGUUGAUUGGGUUUUGGUGGAUUGUGAACAUGGCAAUAUUGAUGGUGAGUUUGGUUUCUUUUGGGGGAACGCGGCAAUGCACGAUGCAGUCCCUGCGAUUGCAGCAUGUGGAGUGAGUCCGAUAGUCAGAGUUCCAGAUAAUCAAGGGUGGAUGGUCAAGCGUGCUUUAGAUUGUGGAGCUCAUGGUGUACUUGUACCUCUUCUAUACACAGCCGAGGGGGCUGAACAACUUGUAAAAAGCGCCAAAUUUCCGCCUCAAGGCCAGAGAGGUUUCGGGUCACCAUUUCCUCAUGAACGUUUCGAUCCCGAAUUGAAUUCUGAUGCUUAUCUGAAGCAAGCCAAUGAUAGCAUCCUAACCAUGGUACAAAUCGAAACCAAGGAAGCGGUGGAGAAUGUCGAUGCUAUUGCUGCUGUCCCUGGUAUUGAUGUUCUUUUCAUCGGGCCUUUCGAUCUUGGCAAUAAUAUUGGACAUCCCAUCAUAGCAGGACAUAUGCAUGAGAAUCUCCACGCAGCAAUUGCAAAAAUUCUGAAAGCGGCAAAUGCAGCAGGGAAGAAGGCUGGAAUCUUUUGCACGAGUGGAGAGCAGGCAAAAGGUUAUGCUGAUCAGGGCUUUCACAUGAUGAGCGUUGCAACGGAUAUGCACAUCUUGCCACAGGGUGUAAUGGCUGCUGUGAAUAAGGCAAAGGGUCAAGGAGAUGGGCCUAAACUGACGGGUCCUUAUGGUAGAUAA
Molecule: messenger RNA, 843 nt
Organism: Sclerotinia borealis F-4128
Lineage: Eukaryota; Fungi; Ascomycota; Leotiomycetes; Helotiales; Sclerotiniaceae
Source: the annotation of a GenBank genome assembly